This is a messenger RNA of Sesamum indicum (sesame), 1451 nucleotides long. Its product is annotated as GDSL esterase/lipase At5g33370. Gene Ontology annotation, molecular function: hydrolase activity, acting on ester bonds. The record is from RefSeq and is a predicted model, not a curated record. Lineage: Eukaryota; Viridiplantae; Streptophyta; Magnoliopsida; Lamiales; Pedaliaceae.
ACACUCGACUUAAACCAACUCAUCACAAAGAGAAUUAAUAUAUUAGAGCUAUCUAUCUAGCUAUAUACAUUAUAGUAUAUAUAGUUCGCAUAAUUACGUGACGUUGUCACUGGCCAAAUGUCUUCUCCCAUUACCAUUUUAGCUGUUCUCGUCGCCACCGUGGCGGUGGUGGUGCUGCCGGCGGAGGGCGCCCGUGCGUUCUUCGUGUUUGGCGACUCACUGGUGGAUAACGGCAAUAACAACUAUUUGGUCACCACGGCCAGGGCGGACUCGCCGCCCUAUGGCAUUGAUUACCCUACACGCCGCCCCACUGGCCGCUUCUCCAAUGGAUACAACAUUCCGGAUCUCAUAAGUCAAGCGCUUGGUGCAGAAUCAACACUGGCCUACUUGAACCCCGAGUUGAGAGGGGAAAAACUGCUGGUUGGAGCAAACUUUGCCUCUGCAGGAAUUGGAAUUCUCAAUGAUACCGGGAUUCAGUUUGCAAACAUAAUAAGGAUCUACCAGCAGUUGGGGUUCUUCGAACAGUACCAGAGGCGGGUGAGUGGCCUAAUUGGUGAAGACGAGACUAUACAGCUUGUGAACGGGGCUCUUGUACUCAUCACUCUGGGUGGCAAUGACUUUGUCAACAAUUACUUCCUUACCCCCAUUACUAUAAGAAGGCUUCAGUUUAAUCUUCAGGACUACUCCAAGUAUCUCAUCUCUGAGUACAAGAAGAUCUUAAUGAGGCUAUAUGAUCUGGGAGCGCGAAGGGUACUAGUAACUGGAACCGGACCGCUAGGCUGUGUGCCGGCGGUGCUUGCGACGAGGAGCAGAAAUGGGGAGUGUGCGGUGGAGCCACAACGCGCGGCCGCCAUAUUCAACCCCCUUCUCGUCCAAAUGAUUGGAGCUCUGAAUCAAGAGAUCGGCUCCAAUGUUUUUGUAGCCGUUAAUGCAAUGGAAAUGCAGAACGAUUUCAUCACCAACCCUCAAGCCUUCGGUUUUAUCACAUCAAAGGUGGCGUGUUGCGGACAAGGGCCGUAUAACGGGUUAGGACUAUGCACAGUGCUGUCGAAUCUGUGCCCGAAUAGAGAUGUGUACGCGUUCUGGGAUCCAUUCCAUCCGACGGAGAGAGCCAACAGAUUCAUCGUACGAACGAUAUUAACGGGCUCGGACAAGUAUAUGUAUCCCAUGAACCUUAGCACCAUCAUGGCUCUCGAUUCCAAGACCUAAUCAUUAAUAAAAUUGCUUUCAACUUAAUUAUUUCGUGUUAAGAUAUAUAAUCGGUUUCUUAAUUAUUGAUUUUUGAAUAAUUAUAUAUAUCUAUAAUUAACGAAUUUUCUUGUCCAAAUAUCAUCGACAGCUCAGAAACUUGGCUCAGUAUUGUGAUAUAUGGGUGAAAAUGUAUUUGUAUUUGAUGUGUAAGUGUGUCUUUUGCUACUAGCUAAUUAAUUUUAAAAGUUCUGUUUAUUGAA